Molecule: messenger RNA, 1497 nt
Organism: Arachis ipaensis
Lineage: Eukaryota; Viridiplantae; Streptophyta; Magnoliopsida; Fabales; Fabaceae
Source: RefSeq, a predicted model, not a curated record
AUGGAUCUGGGGAGAGUGAAACAGAGACAAGGAGAAGGAUUGGUAGCGUCCGUCAAGAGGUACAGAGAUCAAGCUUUACUUUGUAUAGACACUCUCCCAGAGCCACAAUUGGUGUACGGAUGUAUUAGAAAUGUGGAAGAUGGAUCCCAAAUUUAUCUUUCUAUGAGCAACAUAAACACUUUCUCUGAUCUCUUAAAGAGAGCAUCUGACAUAACAGAGGCAAUGAAGCGCAAUGGAAGGAGAUAUAAAGAAGUUUCUCCUCUGGAAGUGUGUGCCGCUGAUGGCAGGGGCAGAAGGAGUUCCUAUUCUAAGGGUGUUAAGAAAAGCAGUCCUCCACCCCCACUACCUCUCUCCAAAGCUCAGGCCAUGGUUGUCGUAAAUGGAUGGUUUGAGGAUGGAACAUUAAACCCCAGAACAGAUAGAGAGCCACCAACAUCUGAAGACUUGAGAGAUCCAAGAUAUUGCAUGGUGCACCGCAAUAAGGGCCAUGGGUUAACCGAUUGUUAUGUGGUGAGGACGAUGUUUCAUAGGCAAGUGAAGGAAGGGAAGAUACUCCUAAAUGGGGAACAAAACCAAGAAGGAGUAAAAAGCACUCCUUUUCCUCAACAUGAUGUUGGAAUGAUAGGCAUUGAAGGAGAGGUAAUGCUGACAGAGAUCGUAGAUGAAGCAGAAGAGAUGGUUACCAUGGAGGAGCCCUUGGAUGAAGACACCUUGACAAGAGGUCUUUUGAAGUCUCGAGGUUGUAGAAUCAUGUUCAACCAACUUGGCUUGGAAUCCCACAUUCAGAAAGAGGUGGCCAGAGCUCUAAUAGGAGUCAUUCAGAAGCAUGAAAAAGGUUUUAGGGGCAUCAACGCUCAACUCACAAGAUUAGCAAAGGCCCAUGCAAAUGCCCUAGUGUUUCGGGACCCUGACUCAUUUAAUGGGGAGUUCUACCAUAAUAAACUAUUGUAUAGGGAAGCAGUGGUAGAAGGCAUGAAGGUCAGAAGGGCCUUGGUGGAUGCUGGAUCAGGGAUAAAUAUCAUACCCACUCAUAUAUUUCUAGAAAUGGGAGGUUCUGCUGAUCAGAUAAGGCCUACUCAAGUCGGGCUCAAUGCUUUUAAUGGAGUGGGUGUGAAAUCUAGAGGGUGUGUUAAUGCUGUCUUGGAGGUUGGCCCCAUAAAGACCAAUAAUAAGUUUCAUGUGGUGGAUGGAAGCUCUAGCUAUCACAUCCUACUGGGACGUCCAUGGAUUCAUUUACAUCGGUGUGUUCCUUCAAGUUGGCAUCAAUGCAUAAAGUCUAGCUGGAGAGGGAAGGAUAUUAGCAUCUCAGCCACUGUAACACCCUUUGAUGCGGGAGAAGCACAUUUAGUGGAUGCGAGUUUCUAUGAAGAGCUUACGUUACCAGGGGUCAACAAAAUAAGGCCUGUACAGGAAUGCACCAUUGGAACACCCAGACAAAAAGCAGUACGGAAGGACACCCUGAGGGAGGAAGCACCAAAAGAAAACACCAAAAAAUGA